UGCUCACUUCAUCUCAUCACUUUACAAUCUAAAAAUCAUCUUCCCAAAAUUUCCUCUACCACUAUGACUUUCAAUAUCAGAAAACCCCUGAUCAAAUCAGAAAAUCGACGGGUGGCAAAUAUCAUUACCUUAAUCACAGCAUGUUGCGCCAAUUGCUUGGAUAUCUUAAGUUUGUCUGCUGUCAACGUUGCUGUACCAGCGAUUGCCGUGGACUUGGAUCUUGACACUUCUACACUUCCAUGGUUGAUUGCUUCCUACUCUAUUGCCUUCGCCGCGUUUUUAUUACCCGCUGGAAAAUUAGGUGAUCUCUAUGGCUAUCGCCUAGUCUACCUGGCCGGUAUGCUGAUCUAUGUAGCAGCUUCCAUUGUGAACGCUGUUUCUCCCAAUGAAUAUGUUCUUUUCGUAUUCCGAGCUAUACAAGGUCUCGGUGCAGCUUGUACUGUGCCAAACGGCAUCGCAUUGAUCGCAAACAGUUAUGAAGAUGAAAAUGCACGACGAAUUGCUCUUUCGGCAUUCGGUGGUUCCGGACCUAUAGGCUUUGUCGUCGGUCUUAUUGUUGGCGGUGUUCUGACCUUCACCAUCGGAUGGAGAUGGAUCUUCUAUAUUUCAGCUAUCUGCUCGUUCGCGAUGUUCUUCCUCGCCUUCCUCUAUGUUCCUGACUUCCGACACGAAGGAUCGGCCGAGAAUGUUGAUAUGCUUGGAUUUUUCCUUGUAACGAGCGGAUUCAUUCUUAUCAUAUAUGCGCUUUCCGAUGGACAAUGGCAUCUUGCUCGUGAUCCUGUAACUCUCGUGAUUGGUGUACUUCUCAUUGCAGCCUUUAUGGCGUGGCAGUUCAAGGCAACCUAUCCUCUUCUACGACCUAGCUGGUGGCGCCGUCCAAACUUUGCUGGCGCAUUUUGGAUUGGCUUUUUUAACUACGCAUCAUUCAUGGGCUAUAUCUAUGUAACCACACUCCUAUUUCAAGAUGCUUUUGGCUAUACUGCACUUGAAACGGCUCUCUACUACCUACCGAUGGGAAUUGUUGCAUUUUUCAGUGCGAAUUUGGUUGGCUUCAUAACUCCUUACACCGGCUAUCGCAGCAUCUUGAUCUUCGGUGCUGUUUUGGCACUUGCUGGCAAUAUUGGAUCGCUUUACUACUCUGUUGAAUUGGGAUUCUGGAAGCUCAUAUUUCCGAUGCAUGUUAUAAUGGGUUUAGGACAGCCAAUGCCUUAUGUUGGAGGUCAGAACGCUAUUGUUGCGACUGCGCCACCCAGUGAGACUGGAACUCUUGGAGCUGUCUACAAUACUGCUAGUCAGCUUGGAGCUGCAUUUGGAAUGGCCAUUUUAACAGCCGUUAUCAAUGGUGUAAACCCAAGUGGCGCCACGGGUGCUGACAGCAUUCCAGGAUACCAUGCUGCAUACUAUGCCAAUAUUGCAUUUCUCUGUAUGGCAACGCUCAUUGGCAUUUUCUUCAUUAAGGGUAAUGUAGAUGCUGCCAACGACUCAGAGGAGUAUAUCGAUGGUGAUAAUAAGUCUAACAAGACCUUGCAAGAUUUGGAGAAGGGCGAAGUCGAAACCAUGAAUACGCCAACCAAAAAAUCUGUCAACUCAGCCAGCACAGCGGAUAACAUAUCUCUGUAAACACAACAUCAUGUAACAUACUUUCCUUCAUUGUCUUGAAUACAGGGCAGGCUAGAUGUAAAACCUAUAGAAGCGGCACACAGCGAACAUAGAAAUUGCAAUAAAUUGUAUCAUAAACUGCU
Molecule: messenger RNA, 1742 nt
Organism: Umbelopsis ramanniana AG
Lineage: Eukaryota; Fungi; Mucoromycota; Umbelopsidomycetes; Umbelopsidales; Umbelopsidaceae
Exons: 1
Coding region: 64-1620 (518 amino acids)
Biological process (GO): transmembrane transport
Cellular component (GO): membrane
Molecular function (GO): transmembrane transporter activity
Source: RefSeq, a predicted model, not a curated record